Messenger RNA from [Torrubiella] hemipterigena, 2319 nucleotides. NCBI's taxonomy places the organism in Eukaryota, Fungi, Ascomycota, Sordariomycetes, Hypocreales, Clavicipitaceae. The record is from the annotation of a GenBank genome assembly.
GUUUAACGACCGCAUGAUCCUACAAUACAUAUACUCGAUAGGACACGAAUCACGGCCAGUUGGAAUAUAACCGGCGCUUUCGCUUCUCACAAAUCGUUCCAUAACAGCCCUUUCAGUAGGCUCUAUUGUCGUCAUGGACUCACAAAACGAAUCGGCGCAGUCUGAAGGCCGUCCAGCACCAGUUUACGACACCAGCCAGGGUGGUCAUUAUGGUGCUUGUGCCGCAUUAGCCACACAAGGCUUCGCGCCAGCUGAGUUGUACACCGGCCCAUGGGCAAAUGUUCACCAAGGCCUGACUGGUCAAUACAAGGAUAUCCUUACGACAUACUGGCAACAGACCAUCACUCACCUUGAAAGUGAUACCCAUGACUACAAGCUUCACCAACUGCCUCUGGCCCGCAUCAAAAAAGUUAUGAAGGCCGAUCCGGAAGUGAAGAUGAUAUCAGCUGAAGCACCUAUUCUAUUUGCCAAGGGGUGUGAUAUUUUCAUUACUGAGUUAACCAUGCGCGCAUGGAUCCACGCGGAGGAAAACAAGCGUCGUACACUGCAACGCUCAGACAUUGCGUCUGCGCUGGCAAAGUCUGACAUGUUUGACUUUCUGAUCGAUAUCGUGCCUAGAGAAGAAGCUGCCGCACAUGCAAAGCGAACUGCCUCGCAGUCCGGGCCUGCCUCCGCAUUGCCCCCUGCUGCUGGACAGUCAAGGAUACCUGGUCAGCAUGGCGGAAUGGCACAGUCUGGCAACCACUCAAUCUCAGGAACAGAGUACAUGGCUGGACACAGCAUUCCCCAUGAUCAGGAUUACCGUCAAAAUCCAAACAACAUGUACCCUGCCCAAGUUGGUGGCGCCUCCGGUGCUGGCUAUGCGCAAAACCAACCUUCGGGCGCAAUAUAUGGAGAAAUGGGUGACAUGUACUCAUAUUCUGCGAUGCAACAGCAGCAACCAUCGAUGCCAGCUGAGGAGUUCGAGUAAAGUGCGUCCCAUACAGGAGGCAGUUGGCGCAUAGGUACAAAGGUGUGUUUUGAGGCAGUUACGGUUUGAUUUAUUUGAUAAUUAGUACACUGGGUCGCCGGUCGUAUCUGUGGUGUAUUCUGAUUUCUUCCAAAACCUCCCAUAUUCAAAUGUGAUAUUAUAGCACAUUACUUCAUCAUGCCAAAGCGUGAGGAGAGGCUAGAUAAUGGUGCGCUACGAAUUGGGACUUGGCUAGCGUUAGUAGUUAAUCUAAGACAAUGUCAGCCAAAGGUUUAUUCUUCUAUAAGGUUUAAUAUACUCACUUUUCAAGAAGCACAGGUCCAUUCAGGGCGUCAACGCGGCCAUAUUUCUUGUUGCGGAUGGAGAUGUCGAAAAACUCAUCAUGAUUGUCGGAUUGUAGCAGAUUGACGGUUUGUUGAAGCUCAUCAAGGUUUUCUCGGAGCAUUUGUCCAUUCUCCAGGCUGUUUACAAACUCGGUCAGAUAUUUGACAUCUUGUGCUAGAUUAGCGACAGCUGGUCCACUGAUAUGCUUGACGUCGGUGGAGAGUGGGAGAGCCUACGCAGGAUUAGCAAAUAAGCAACUAAUAUCAUUCGUAGGAGCAUACCAAAAUUUUAUUUGAUGUAUGGCUGAGAGCAUCGAAGUAAAUUAGCUCUUUAAUUUCGCGAGGAAGGCCCAGAAGGGUUGAGUUCAUGAUGUUAGAUAAGUAUCUCGUCAAAGUCUGCAUAUAACUGCUUGGCUCAGGUGAAGGUGAUGAUAUAAGCCUAGAUAUAUUGUUAGCAGAUUAGUUCAAUGGCGCGCACCACCUCUCGAAUUUCUUGCCAUUCAUAUUCUGCCGUAUCAAUAAGAUCAUCAAUCUUUGAAUUGACCAGUUCAAAUAUUCGUUUCUCUGCGGUCUUUUUAUGGUUGCGGAAUUCUUCAGUUGCUUUGAGUUUCAGAGGUCCACCAGCAGAUGUGGAUGACCUUGCACGAAUCAAAAGCUGUUCAAGCUCCUGGCAAGCUAUUUCAAAGUGUUCCAAAUUGAUGAGAAUUUGUACGAUUUGUCCAAGGUAUUGUGAGCUUAAUUUCUCAACAAUCGAUCGGCAUACUUUUUCGGUUAGAAGUUCGUCAAGUGACUAAGGUAGAUAUUAGCAUCAAGGAUACCAGGUUUACAGUAUCUGGGAAAGAGUGUACUUGUCUGAGGGUUUCGUCAAUGAUUUCAGAAUGCUGGAACUGGUCGUCGGAGAAGAAGUAAAACUGGUUCAGGAAAUUCCGUAUAUCAAUACAGCAGAGCGGGUACAUCUGCGAAAAUGGGAGGACGCAGGGAUAGCUUGAACUAGUUAGUCAGCUGAGGCAAAUAACUAAUAGGCAG